AUGAGUACUACUACAGAUACUACACCUGCAGUGGUAAAAGUACCACAGAAGCCCUCACAAUGGUCUAAGCUCCAAACAGCCACCCAUUUGAUGGGCGGUGCUGGUGGUACAGCAGACAAGAAAAAGAAGAAUAAAAAUAUGCAGUCAGCAACACCACUGACCAUCGACACGCAGCACAUAAAUGGCAACGGCGAUCAUGGGCCUAAUAAGCAACCAGAGCCUCAACAACAACAACAGCAGGAGCAAAAGACAACGUCGAAACACACGCGAGUGGCGUCUUCUACCGUGUCCGCCAACACAACCUUUUCAAAUCGCAUCAAGAAGAAUCCAUUUGCAUUUUUGAAAAAGGUAUCCUCUCCAACCACAGGCACGAGAAGCGUACCCAGCAAGACCCAGCAGCAACAGCCUGACCAAGUGCCGAAUCGACUCAAGGUGUUUGUGGGGACGUGGAACAUGUAUGGACGACUACUUCCGAUCGACCUCGCCACGUUCCUGACACACCGCAAAAAGAACAACCAAGAAGAGAUUGAAAGAAUACCCCAUUUGGACCACACCCCGACCCAUCCUUACCAUAUCCUGGCCAUCGGCACGCAGGAGUGUGAGCGGGACAUUUCCGAAUCCCUCAUUUUUCCAUCCAAAGAACUCUGGGAAAAAAGGCUGCAAGAGUAUUUGGGCCCCCAGUACAUGCUGCUGCAGACUGAAACGCUUGCUGCGUUGCAUCUGGCUGUGUUUGUUUGGCAGCCUGUGAGUCACCUUGUUCAAGGCAUCCAAUGUGACCGAAUCAAGACAGGUUGGGCUAACAUGAUCGGAAACAAGGGCGCAGUGGCAAUUUCUCUUUUGUUUGGAUCACGUUCUUUGCUUUUCAUUAAUUGUCAUCUACGGGCACAUCAAUCUAAACUAACGGAGCGCAACGCAAAUGUGCAGCGCAUCCUUCACGAACUUAAAAUACCGGAGUUUGCAACCGACCCGUUGCUAUGCAACAAGAAAAACCAUCACCACCAUGCAACUUCCUCGUUGUCAAGGAUACAAAGCACCGCAAGCAGCAGCGCCAACAGUAUUCGUCGCCACCGCCGUCGGAAACGCCGAGACGACACUAAGCCAGAAAAGGCAGAGGUCGAGGCAAUAUUCUCUGGUGAAGCCGAAACACCCAGUGUGACAGAGCGAUUUGAUCAUGUUUUCAUAUUUGGCGAUACAAACUACCGCAUCAAUGCCGACAGAAAAUGGGUUUUGGACACGGUCAAAAAAGGCGAUUAUAAAUCUCUGUUGCGUUUCGAUCAGCUUACAGUAGAACGUCAUUCGGGCGCAAGUCCGUUGACAGCUUUCAAUGAGCAUCCUAUUGACUUCCCACCUACGUACAAGCUCGAUACCAUCAAUAACGACGAUGCGAGCGAGUCCAGUAGUGAUAGCGGCAGUGACGACGACGAUAGCCAUUCUUCACCUUUUGAUUGGUUCUCGUCUGCAUCCUCUUCACGUCGGUCCACAGCACAAACGACACCUACCACGACUACAGGGGCUUCUUCCGCUACCCCUUCAUCUUCCUCAGCUACGCAGCAGCAAAGCAAGGCAUCCGCUACCGCAGGGGCUUCUUCUUCUUCUUCUUCUGAUACUCCUUCCACACCCUCAUCUAAACAGCAACAACCAAAGCAAAAGCAAGCAAAACAGCAGACACUAGCGUCACAGCAACAGCAAGUGCCGCCAGUACCGCCUCUACCACCACUACCGCCUCUACCACCACUACCUAAAGAAUCUUUGAAUAACAACAAGACCAGACAUCGCAAGCAGCGAUCCCUAUCAGCACCAGAGAUCCGUCCAUUGUCACAACAUUUCGUUUCGCCUAGCGAAUUAAAGUAUGACAGCAGUGAAAAGCAAAGGAUUCCAUCCUAUACAGAUCGAAUCUUGUGGCACGAUCGAAAGCGGGACUGUCCCGACUCUGCUGCUGCUGUUGCUGCUGCUACGGUAUCAGCAGCCUCAACAACAACAACAACAACACGCGGGAUUGUAGCAGCAAGCUCAUCAGCAGCAACAACAACGGAAAUCAAGCCAGCCGCUUGGUGGAAACGUAAACGAAGCAUGUCCAAGUCACGAUCCCUUGCAGCAGCCAAGGAGGAGCCGAAUAAGGAUACCAUUUGUUGGUGGUACGGUGCAAUUUUGGAUCAGGCGCUUGUCGGUGUAAGCGACCAUAUGCCUGUUGUGGGCGUCUAUGGUAUUUAUUUCGAUGAAUGGGAACCAAAAACACAGAUCCCUGCCACUGUCGCCGCUGCAGCAGCAGCAGCACCUACCAACACCAUUGCCAAUACCACCACUACUGCCACCACAAAAGCACAAGAUACCCAACAACAACAACAUGCCGCCAAGAAAAAGAAGAAGCAUUGGUGGAAACUCAUUGUAUAG
This is a messenger RNA of Zychaea mexicana, 2391 nucleotides long. RefSeq names its product Endonuclease/exonuclease/phosphatase. Gene Ontology annotation, biological process: phosphatidylinositol dephosphorylation. The transcript has 5 exons. The coding region runs from base 1 to 2391 and encodes 796 amino acids. Gene Ontology annotation, molecular function: phosphatidylinositol-4,5-bisphosphate 5-phosphatase activity. NCBI's taxonomy places the organism in Eukaryota, Fungi, Mucoromycota, Mucoromycetes, Mucorales, Lichtheimiaceae. The record is from RefSeq and is a predicted model, not a curated record.